GACCACCUUCGCGACCAUCCAUAAUGUUUGCUCACUAUGAAUACCACCUCCAUAUUGUUCAUGGACCCCUCGGUCUACUUCCUUCUGUUCUUGCUCGAGUCUACUUUCUACUUCCUUCAAUUUGUCUCGUCGUUCGUUCUAUGCUCUGUCUUGUCUGACACCUCUUCGCCUGUGGCUUUCAUUCCUUUGCUGUUCCACCACGCGUAGCACGAGAGAGAGCCACCAUGACUGUCCUCGAGCGUUUUGCAGAUUCGCUCAAUCAUGCCGUCGCUCAAAGCCCGGUUGGGUACUACUUUCAUCUCGAGGGCUCUGCUCACCCACACUCGUUUGCGGGUUCAAAGUUUACGACUGAGCUUCGUGCUGGCCUCACGACGUUCUUCACAAUGGCAUACAUCAUCUCAGUCAAUGCCGCCAUCAUCUCAGGCACAGGAGGGACCUGCGAGUGUGCCCACACCUCUCAAGACCCGCUAUGCAAAGAAGACACCGAAUACCAACUCUGCGCCCUGGACGUCCAGCGCGAUCUGGUCACGGCCACAGCGGCCAUCUCUGCUCUGGCCUCCUUCCUGAUGGGCCUCCUGGCCAACCUGCCUGUUGCUGUUGCGCCAGCCAUGGGUCUGAACGCAUAUCUGGCUUUCCAAGUCGUCGGUCCUGCUGGAACAGGGCCGGUCAGCUACAAGCUCGCCAUGACGGCCGUGUUUGUCGAAGGCUUCAUUUUCGUCUUCCUAUCGCUCAUCGGCCUCCGACAGUGGCUCGCCAAGGUCAUCCCGGCGUCUAUCAAGGUAGCAUGCGGUGCUGGCAUCGGUCUAUUCCUCACCUUGAUCGGACUCUCCAGCGGUGCCGGCAUUGGCGCCAUCUCCGGAGACGUCUCAACACCACUCGCACUCGCGGGCUGCGACCCAAAGUACGUCGUGGCAGAACUCGGCCCAGCCUGCCAGAGCCACAAGGCCACCCUUCCAACCAUGUGGAUCGGCUUCCUCGUCGGCGGCAUCCUCACGGCCAUCAUGAUGACCUACAAGGUGCGCGGCGCCAUGAUCUUCGGCAUCGCCAUCGUCUCCAUCAUGUCCUGGCCGCGCAACAGCAACUUCACCUACUUCCCGCACGACGGGCCGACCGGCCUCGGCGAGUCGCGCUUCCAGUUCUUCAAAUCCGUCGUCGGCUUCCGCCCCAUCAAAAACACCCUCGCCGUGCAGGACUGGAAUCUCGCCGGCGCAGGCGGCCAGUUCGCCCUCGCCCUCUUCACCAUGCUGUACGUCGACAUCCUCGACUGCACCGGCACGCUCUACUCCAUGGCCCGCUUCAGCGGCGUCGUCGACCCCGACACCGGCGACUUCCCGCGCUCCACCGUCGCCUACUGCACCGACGCAAUCUGCAUCUCCAUCGGCUCCCUCUUCGGCACUUCGCCCGUCACGGCCUUUGUCGAGUCCGGCGCCGGCAUCCAGGAGGGCGGCCGCACGGGCCUGACCGCCAUGACGACGGGGCUGUGCUUCCUCGUCUCCGUCUUCUUUGCGCCCAUCUUUGCUUCCAUCCCGCCGUGGGCUACCGGCGGUGCGCUCGUGCUCGUGGGCUGCAUGAUGAUGAAGGGCACGCUGGCGAUAAACUGGGGGUACCCGGGGGACGCCAUCCCGGCGUUUGUGACGCUCGUGUUUAUGCCCUUUUCGUACUCGAUCGCGUAUGGUCUGAUUGCCGGCAUAACAACCUACAUCCUCAUCAACAGCACCACAUACCUGCUCAGCCUGCUCUCGCGCGGCCGCAUCGAGCCCGACGACUACGACCUCAAGGAGUACUGGUCCUGGCGCAGCGAGUCCCGCGGCGCGCGCCCCUGGUUCGUGCGUGCCGUCCGCGGCGACAAGAAGUUUUGGCGCGAGGAUGGCGGUGCGACGUCGGAUAGCUUUGAGUUGAGGAGUAAUGCCGAGGGCGGGAGUGUGGAGAGGGAGGGGAAGGGUGGGGUUGGGGUUGGGGUUGAGGGGAGAGGAGGGCUGAGGUGAUUAGGGUGGGAGAUUGGGGGGAUAAGAGUUGUGAUGAUGUGAUGAUGAGAUGAUGGGAUGGGGAUUGGGUGUUUUUGAUAUGAGGGUAUACGGGUGUGUGUGUAUGGCGGUGAAUGUGUAGGAUAAUAGGUCCAUGUAUUAACGAGGUAUGGGGUCAUGGAGAAUAGCAAAUGAAAGAUGAACGUCAAGGCAGUUAUUAAUCUUGGAUAUAAAACUGUUGUCUGCAGAUGGAUUACCACGAAGAAUGGAAUC
Molecule: messenger RNA, 2237 nt
Organism: Pseudovirgaria hyperparasitica
Lineage: Eukaryota; Fungi; Ascomycota; Dothideomycetes; Acrospermales; Acrospermaceae
Product: purine transporter
Exons: 4
Coding region: 225-1985 (586 amino acids)
Biological process (GO): transmembrane transport
Cellular component (GO): plasma membrane
Molecular function (GO): purine nucleobase transmembrane transporter activity
Source: RefSeq, a predicted model, not a curated record